CCCAUCUGCACGAGAUGGGCCUGAUCUGGUCUCUUCCCAGGGCACGCCGGCCGGUGUCACCGGCUGGGUUGGAGAGAGACUCAGCGCAGGACUUCUGCAAACACAGGGGCAGGGAAUCGUGUGUCAUCCUGUGUGGUUUGCAACCAUGGAAAUCCCUGCCGAGGGCUAUAAAAUACAGAGGCAGGCGAGGGGGGAGCCAGACCAUUCUCAGCCACCCCACUGUGGAGCAACCUGCCUCUGCCGGAGCCGGAGCCAAGAGAACCUGCCUGGAAAUGAAGGUCACCUCCUUCGCCCUGGCAACGCUGCUCCUUGCCGCUCUCUGGACUGAAGCCCACUGCGAUUCCUUCAUCAGCCAGAGCAACACAUGCUGCAUGAAAGAUAAUUUUGUGCUUAGAAGAAUUUCUCCAAAAUACAUCAAAAGUUGCAGACCCACAGGUCCUAACUGCUCCCGCCAGGCCGUGAUAGUGACGCUCACACAGGGGAAGGAAGUCUGUGUUGAUCCCAGUAAGAUACGGUUGGCCACAUGUAAAGGAAAGCAAGAAAAAUCACUUAAAGACACCCGGCCUGCACAGCUGAGACAGCAGCAGAUGGACACGAACUCAGUGUAACGCCCGACGUUAUUUAUAUGGACUGAUGUGUCUCAGUGCACGGUUUUGAGAGGCUAUUUUUCUGGCCCUGUUUAUUUAAGGAGAACCCUUCCCAUUCCCUCCAUCCCUUCUGUGUCCUUUGUCCCCCAGUGACUGUGUGAUGGGGAAGCGACCCCCUGCCAACACCACUGUCAUUCUUUG
Mauremys reevesii (Reeves's turtle) is the source of this 788-nucleotide messenger RNA. RefSeq names its product interleukin-8-like. The transcript is spliced from 4 exons. Gene Ontology annotation, cellular component: extracellular region. Bases 15 to 608 code for a protein of 197 amino acids. The record is from RefSeq and is a predicted model, not a curated record. NCBI's taxonomy places the organism in Eukaryota, Metazoa, Chordata, Testudines, Geoemydidae. Gene Ontology annotation, biological process: immune response. Gene Ontology annotation, molecular function: chemokine activity.